AUGAGCUCUGAGUAUGAUAAGGCUCGUUGGUUCGAGCUUAUAAAAACAGGUAGCUUUGAAGAGGUCUCAAAUGAACUUCAAAAUUAUCCCAAAAAAUUCCUCCUUAGCCUUACUGACAACUCUCAAUCUCGCCAUACUUGUCUUUAUUAUAGUGCUCAGCAUCAAAAUAUUGAUAUUGGAAAUCAAAUUACUGAACUUUUACUUACAUCUUUCCUUAAUAAAUAUUAAAAUUCACAUUAAAAAAUAUUUUGUUUUUAUUAAAAGUAAUGCUAUUUGCUUAUUUUUGUCUGAUUUAUAUAUGAUGGAAAGUUAGAGAAGGUGCAGAUGCAAACUAUAAAGACGCACUUCAGCAAUCUGUCCUAUUCUAUGCCUCCCGGCAUGGCCAUGAUGUCCAAGUCGAAAUGCUUAUUAACGCUGGAGCAGAUCCCAAUGCAAGAGACGCAUAUGGCCAAUCACCUCUCUAUUACGCUUCAAGAGAAGGCCAUACUUCAACAGUUACAACUUUAAUAGCUCGAGGAGCAGAUGUAAAUCUGGUCGAUAAUUUAGGACAAACGCCAAUUUUCUAUUCUUGCCGUGAAGGAAAAUUUGAAGCUACACAAGCAUUGGUUGAAAAUGGAGCUAAUAUUAACCAUCAGGACAAGUCAAGGAACACUCCUUUAACCUGGGCUAAAAAAUCAAACAUAAAAAUCAUGAUUGAUUAUUUGAUAAGUAAAGGAGCUCUUGAUAAAGGAGGGAAAAAGAAAGAACCAGACGAAACGAAAAAAAAGGAAGAAAAGAGAAAAGGAGGCAAAAAAUUGAAGUGCCAGCUCAUGAUUGUUGACGAAAAAGGGGAGGAAAGGCCAAUUUCUCAAGAAGAGCUGAUGAAGUUUGAAGAAGACCAUCCUGAUAUUGCGAAGUAUUGGAAAAAUCCAGAAACCUUGGAAGAGCUUGACAGAAUGGACCAAGAUUCCAUUGACAAAAUAAAACCAUGGGAAAAACCAGGGAAAAAGCUGAUCGCAAAUUUGUGGAGAGCUAAUCAUGCAUGGAUUUUCCAUGAGCCUGUAGAUCCAGUGAAGUUAAACAUCCUUGACUAUUUUGAUAUUGUGAAGCGGCCUAUGGAUUUUGGAACAAUAAAGAAGAAACUCAAUAAUAAUGUUUACAAGUCAGGAGAAGAGUUUAUUAAAGAUCUCGAUUUGGUUUUUGAAAAUUGUAGACUUUAUAAUAAGCCAGAUUCAGAUGUCAUAAAAAUGUGUAAUCAAGUCCAAAGCGUGUAUUUAACUCAGAGAACCCAGCUUGGACUUGAUAGCUAUAAGCCUUAA
Blepharisma stoltei is the source of this 1298-nucleotide messenger RNA. Lineage: Eukaryota; Ciliophora; Heterotrichea; Heterotrichida; Blepharismidae. The record is from the annotation of a GenBank genome assembly.